Messenger RNA from Neopsephotus bourkii (Bourke's parrot), 687 nucleotides. Its product is annotated as claudin-15-like. The record is from RefSeq and is a predicted model, not a curated record. The transcript is spliced from 5 exons. Lineage: Eukaryota; Metazoa; Chordata; Aves; Psittaciformes; Psittacidae. Gene Ontology annotation, biological process: cell adhesion; bicellular tight junction assembly. Gene Ontology annotation, cellular component: plasma membrane; bicellular tight junction. Gene Ontology annotation, molecular function: structural molecule activity. Bases 40 to 645 code for a protein of 201 amino acids.
CACGACCUUGACCUGCCCUUGACCCCCCCGUGUCCCCGCAUGACCCCGGCGCUGGGCUGGGGGGUGACCCUGGGGGUGGCCCUGGGCGCUGUGGGGUGGGGGCUGCUCGUGGCCUCCCUGCCCCAUAGCGUGUGGGGCAUGGCCGGGGGGCAGGCGACCGCUGUGGCCACCGUGGCCAUCACCCGCGGGCUCUGGAACGACUGCGCCACGGACGCCAGCGGGGUCACGUCCUGUGUGCCCCUCGUGUCCCUCAUCACCCUGCCCGGGUAUCUUCAGGGCUCCCGGGCCUUGGCCGUUCUCGCCACGCUCCUGGCGGUGCCGGGGGUGGUGCUGGGGGGGGUCCCCGGUGCCCGCAGGUCCGCCCGUGCAGCAGGGGGCGCUCUUCUGCUACUGGCAGGCCUGUUGUCAUUGGCCGCUGCUGCUUGGUUCGCAGUCGCCAUCAGCCACGAGUUCUUCGACCCCCAACACACCGGAGUCCGGUUCGAGCCGGGCCCGGGGGUGCUGCAGGCGGGAGGGGGCGGGGCCAUGGCCGCGGUGGGCGGGGCCCUGGUGAUGGCGUUCGCGAGGAACCCCCCCGGGAGCCGCAGCUCCCCUCCCCCCGCCACCAGCCUCGGGGACAAGUACGUGCGGAACGCCUACGUGUGACGUCACGGGGUCACUGCAGGGGCAACGACCCCCCUCCCACAG